This is a messenger RNA of Pestalotiopsis fici W106-1, 1089 nucleotides long. RefSeq lists its product as uncharacterized. Lineage: Eukaryota; Fungi; Ascomycota; Sordariomycetes; Amphisphaeriales; Sporocadaceae. The record is from RefSeq and is a predicted model, not a curated record. The transcript is spliced from 4 exons. The coding region runs from base 1 to 1089 and encodes 362 amino acids.
AUGAAUUCGGGCCACCAGCUGGCCGGUGCCAUGUGGGCGCUCACGGCCCUGUCGCUCUUCUUGGUCGCUUUGAGACUGUAUACCAGGAUACGGAUUGUCAAGUUUAUAGGAGUGGAGGAUUACCUGUUUGCCACGACUGGUCUUCUCAUAUUGUGCUUUGCAAUAUUCAUCCAAGUGGCUGUUCGUAAUGGUCUCGGCCAGAGCUUUUGGGUACUAAGUCUCGCCGAGUCAUCCAAUGCCAUUUUCUGGACCUAUGUCGCCAACACUUUUGCCAUUACUGGAAACGCCAUGGCAAAACUUUCCAUGGGUCUAUUCUUGUUGCGCGUGGUCCAGGUUCGAUGGCAAAAGAUUAUGCUAUGGGUCGUCGUCUUUCUCAUUACCGCCACGAGCCUGGCACUGGCCGUCAUGCUCUGGAAUCAAACGGAUCCUGUCAGGGCAAGCUGGGAUCCAUUGAGGACUCCGGGCAAGUGGAAUAUUCAAAUCCAGCCAAUGAGUGUCGGUCUUGGAGUCUGGUCGAGUAUCUGCGACUUUUUCUUUGCCAUCUUUCCUUGGCUGUUUCUCUGGUCGCUCCAGAUGCCACAAAAAGAAAAAAUCAUGUUGGCUAGUGGGAUGAGUUUGGGUGUCAUUGCUGGAGCAUGCGGUAUUGUCCGAACAAUAGUUCUCGCCCGAUUAAACGUCAUGGAUUAUACUAUCAACUUUGUACCAUAUUUCGCGUGGGCUGGAGCCGAGAUUGCCGUAUCCAUGAUAUGUAUUGGCAUUCCGACACUGCGACCUUUAUAUCUCAAAGCCCGCGGCAUGGCAAGCGCAUAUGGACGCCAUGGUCAGAGCCAGACGAGCGAACUUCCUAGAUUUGUCAUGUACGAACACAAGGUCCCCCGUUCGCCUGGAACACCGAGAAUCCCGUCAUCGCCAUUACACUCCCGUAGUGAUUCAGGUCUGUCCAAGCCUGCAAGUACAUACACCAAAGCCUCGAGUAGGAACAGCGCCAAUGAGCUGAGUCCCAUUGAAGAAGAUGGCAAUAGGGUCACAUGGGUCGAGAAUGAGGUGCGAGUCCAACGAGAAAAUCCAAACUGGCCAUUGACGAAUUGA